This is a messenger RNA of Trypanosoma theileri, 951 nucleotides long. RefSeq lists its product as uncharacterized. The transcript has a single exon. The annotation marks the transcript as partial. NCBI's taxonomy places the organism in Eukaryota, Euglenozoa, Kinetoplastea, Trypanosomatida, Trypanosomatidae. The record is from RefSeq and is a predicted model, not a curated record.
AUGUUGCUGCUGAGUGUUGCUUCAGUAUGUGUCUCAGCGGACACGACUUCCCAUAAUGAGGACGAUAAUCAUUCUGCUUGCACUGAAAAUUCUGAGAAUACUCCUAGUUGCUCCUCUACUGAACCUGGUGCUAUUCCUGGUGCUGUUUGCCUUGAGGGUUCUGACGCUCCUGAUGGUAAGUGUCGUCAUGACUCUAAUCCUGUUGUCCCCCCACAGAUACCAUCAGAACGAGCAGCACCUUCUCUUCCUGUUCUUGAAUCUGCUCCAAGUGACACUUGCAAAAAUGGUUCUGGUGUUCUUACUGAUCCUCCCUGCACUAAACCUCCGAAACCUACCGCAGGUGGUGCUGGUGAUGUUGUGAGUGAAGGAGUGCAGCAGUUGGAUCAUGAUGCACGUACGCAGGUUACUGUUUCAAACUCUAUUGUUGCUUUGCCUGGUGUAGACCAAGUGGGGCAUCAGCAAGCUGUUAUAAAUCCAGAGAGUAAUGCGGAACUGCUUCCAAAUGUACAUAAUGCCGAUCAAUUGGAGAGUACUGCAGCAUUAUCACCUACGGUGAGGGUUGAAGUUCCCAAUCAUGUUCAGUCGCCACAAGUGAUGGGAUCGAAAGAUGCUCAGACUUCUUCACAAACUACAGAUGCAGCUCAUACAGAUUCACCAGACACCCAGAGAACCGACAGCGGUAAAACAGAUGAACCUCAAUCUUCUGAUAACACACACAAUUCUCAACAACAAAAUGGUGAAACUGAGAAUGCUAAUGGUGAUACGAACCCUGCAGAAGGUGAAUCAACCAAUACCCAAAAAGUUGAGGAAGCAACCACCACCACCACCACCACCACAACAACAACAACAACACUUCCUCCUGAACUCACAAACAACAAGAAGGGUGAUGCAGACAGCAGCAGCAGUAUCAGCAGUUCUGUGUGGGUGCGUGUGCCACUACUGAUUGUGGUU